AUGAAUGAGCGGCAGCAGAAGUACUACACCGCAGAUGAAGUUGUUGAACUCAUCCAAUCACUACACCGUCCGCAGGAUAAUAAACUCUUCGCACGCGAUGUCUUGCUCGAUCAUCCACAUAUCGCAGAAGCCUACACACGCGUCUGUCCACGCCGUUGUGAUCUCGCGACCGCCGCUGAAAAGGCCGCGCAGGAUGCAUACGGCUACGAUGUGCGGCUCACUGCCCUGCGGGAAGACAUUGAGCUCAUCGUCAGUAAUUGCAUUCGCUUUAACGGCCCACAGAGUCCCUUUGCGGAGAUUGCGAAUAGUUUUGGUCAGUUCGCAAGAGAGAAGAUUGAUGCCUUUGUGGCCUCCAAGACGGGCGGACGUCGUGUUUCCUCUUUACGAGUGGCGGCGUUAAGUGAAACCAACACACGUGGGAAACGGUCGAGAGAAGAGAAACAAAAACAAGAAAAGAAAGAAAGCAAGAGAAAAAGUCAGAAUGAUAAUAAUAAUAAUAAUAAUAAUAAUAAUAAUAGUAAUAGUAAUAACAGCACUAAUAACACUAGUAGUAAUUGUAGCCGAAGUAGUAGUAAUCUUAGUGCUGUUGCCUCGCAUGAACUCAUUGGUAGUUAUAGCAGCAACGUGACUACUUCAGAACUUGUCAAACUCGUGGAAUCACUCAAUCGCCGCACCGAUAAAGGUGUUUUUGCAGUAGACGUCGCCGAGGCUUAUCCGGAACUGCGCAAAGCCUAUGAAGAAGUGUGUCCAGAGAAGAUGAAUCUUUCCAUGGUGAUGGAACGAGCCACUAGUGGAUAUUAUCUUGCCCAACUCCAACAACAACAACAACAAUCGCAGCGAAGACGGAAAAGUGAUGAAUCUCAAAUGAUUGUGUUUGGAUCUACACUUGCAGACUCGCUGGUGCCGCUGCGAAAUGAUGUGGAGCUUAUUGUAGGAAACUGCAUUCGGUUUAACUCUGGUGAUAUGACGUGGGUGCGACGGGCCCAGUCUUUUCAACACUUUGCACACAAGAAAAUAGAUGAGUUUAUUCUCCGCCACGUCCCAACACUGAAAGGCACACGAACAGGUGUGGAGAUGUACAUUGCCGCCGGAUCCCAUCAACAACAAGAACAAUUAAAACAAGAGGGAGAAGAAGAAAAAGAAGGGGAAGAAAUAGAUGGAGAAAGAGGAGAGGAAGAGCAAAAACAAAAACAAAAGCUAGAAGGAAAGAGACAAAAGCAAAAACAACGAAUUAACGCCUAUCCAGGUUCUCAAGAAAGUGAAAGAACUAAUGAGAGUCCUAUUCCUUCACCAACAGCAUCUUCAUUUUCUUCCAAAAUGAAUACUUCUGCAAUCUCUGUGAAAAAAGAAUCCGCUACUGUUGUUGUGGAUGAUAAUACUCCGACCCCUACUCCGCCUCCUACUACUAAUCCUUAUUCUUCUUCUUCUACGGCAGCAGCAGCAGCGGUGGUUUCUUCCCAUUCUACGGUAAAUACAUUACCACAGGCGAUGGUUGUUAAUUACGUGAGCCCAACAACUGUGCCAACGGCACUACAACCAAUGUUUAAAAUACCAGAUUCACUGCGACGACAGUUGAUUACUGAUUAUCUGGGACGGAAGACCCUUCGAGCUCGACUUAUCCAUACACUCAACGAGAAUAAUAAUAAUAAUAAUAAUAAUAAUAAUAAUAAUAAUAAUAAUAAUAAUAUCAAUAACAAUGGUAGUAGCAACAACAACAACACUAAUAAUAACGAAAAUAAUUUUACUGAAAAGGCAUUUCCACCUGAACUCAGUUGCCGUGCUGUUCUGGACGCUUUUAUUGUCUCUGUGCAGGAAUUUUAUCGCACUCAAGGUGAGCGUCAGGACUUUGUUAAUCCAUUUGAUUUCCUGAAAGAACAAGAAGAUGUUUAUUUAAAAUAUGUUACGCUCGUUAAAGAACAGUUCGAGCGUCUUUUCCUUCACAUGGUUUUAUAUGAACGUGAAAAGGCAGACAUGUGGGAUUGGGGUUCCGCAAAGGCAGCACAGCAAAUACUCUCGACUAGUUGUACUCCCCUGCCAACGCAAAAUGAAAGUAAUACAGAAGGCAGUAGUGGUAGUAACACGAAUAGUAAUAUUAAUAAUAAUAGUAAUAACGGCUGUGCUGCCCCCACCCCUUCCCUCACGUACCCUUCCUGCACUAGCUGGUUGGAUGAAGUACACCUGUGUUAUCUCGUUCGCUUCAUUGUGCACUUCCCGCAACUCAUGGCAUUUGCCUGUGCUAAGAAAGUAACACAUUUAGAUUCACAGAGAACAGCAAAAGAGGGACUAACUCUACAAAUCACAAAGGUUGAGGUGAAUAUCAUAGAGAAGUUUGCGAAAAUAACAGAGGAAUUGCUGAUAUUUAUCGCAGAUUAUGAAGAUAAGGUUCGAAGCAUAGAGGAAAGCAAAGAGGAGCCUCCGGAGGAGUCUUAG
Molecule: messenger RNA, 2430 nt
Organism: Trypanosoma theileri
Lineage: Eukaryota; Euglenozoa; Kinetoplastea; Trypanosomatida; Trypanosomatidae
Exons: 1
Coding region: 1-2430 (809 amino acids)
Molecular function (GO): protein binding
Source: RefSeq, a predicted model, not a curated record